Messenger RNA from Malaya genurostris, 2110 nucleotides. RefSeq lists its product as uncharacterized. Gene Ontology annotation, molecular function: odorant binding. Lineage: Eukaryota; Metazoa; Arthropoda; Insecta; Diptera; Culicidae. The coding region runs from base 510 to 941 and encodes 143 amino acids. The transcript is spliced from 3 exons. The record is from RefSeq and is a predicted model, not a curated record.
GCCAAAACUUUUAUUAACCGCAGCACCGUCUUUUACCAACAUCACACACCAGUAGCAGACAUCCGUAACCGUUUCGUUUUCUUCUUCCACGUUGCACGUACUGAUGUUGUAUUGUCAUGCUAUAUGACAGUUUGAAAGCUUUGACACUUAUCGCCCUGUAACUACAAAGCUUACUAUAUCAGUUCUUACGGUCGAUAUCGGGAAAGGCAUAAUUACACCACUAUGUGGAUUAAAAUAGCUUUUAGCUGCAUCAGCUAUCAUGAGUUGAGCUAUGGAUUCUUGGAAACGUCCCUAAGUGAUACGUUUUUUGUUACUUUUGAUACUGACAUCGCAGUUUUAUUUAUUUCUUAUGUAAGAGGUUUUAGUAAUCAAUCAAAGCUAAUACAAUGUGGGAAAGAUUAAUCCAUGAACAUUUUGAUUAACUAUAAAAGGUCUUCAAGUUUCAACUAAUAACUUAGUUGAUUGAAACAUCACGUCAUAGUGGAAGACGAUUUGUAAACUUAAGCAGAAUGAAUUAUUUUACCAGCAUCAUUUUCUCGGGAUUAGCAGCCUUAUGUCUGGCUGAUUAUACAGAAAAACAACUACAGACAAUAAAUUUCAUCGUUGGAAAAUGUGCUCAAGAACAGGACAUAGAGUUGAACAGUGAUUUUACGAAACAAUGGAUGUACACUGGACUCCUUUUCCCAGAUGAGGAGAUAUCGAAGAAAUUUGCCGUUUGUACUCUUCGCGCUCUAGACGGGAUUGAUGCUGAUGGUACGAUUCAAUCUCAACUUUUGAUUGACCUUCUGGCCGAUGGUCAUGACGUUCAGAUAAUAACAGAUCACAUUAAUGAAUGUAAUACGGGUGAGGGAGAUACCAUCGAAGAUAGAGGAUACAACUUCUACAAGUGUUUCUGGGGUGAAAAGUCAUUCAUUCCGUAUCUGUCCGGUAUUGAGCCUUGAAAAUAAGAAACCGUCUCUUAUACUAAUUGAUAAUGUAUUUUCUCUUGCCACUGCAACUGCUUCAAUCAAUUUGAUUGAAAAAUUUAAAAAAAAACGGGGAAUUAUCGGGUCUAAAAUACCACAUUGGAUUGUUUAGAAAUAAAUAAAUCAUUUUUUGACACGUUGAAGUGCUUAGGUUUCAUAUUUUUAAAACUGUAGAAAACCACAAUAUUUGAGCUUUUCUGAAAAAAAUUAACAAUUAAUCAUGCGUCUCCAUUAAAGUUCUAUUAUAAUCAAACGCAUACGACUCAUUGUCAAAACUAUCUGUGAUAAGAUCUGUAAGGUUUCGUAAAGAUUCAGUGCAAACUGAACAAUUAUUUAAGAAAAUAUUUUAGGGAUGAAUAAUGUUAUGAACAUGUAUUCUGAUCAGCAGCAUUCCAUUCGUUAGAGUUACUCGCUUGUAAGAAAUAACUUUGUACAAGACGCAUUAAUCUGUUUGAAGAGUGUUACAGGCAGUUUUCAAGGAAAAACAAGAAACCUAGAAAAAUUGGAGCAAAACGAGCAUGAUAGGGGAUUCUGCAACUACUCGAACUACUUCACAUAUGCUAGAGAUGGCGCGAGUGAAGGUACUGCAAAAUAUAAUCAAAACAUAAUCACAAUGGUAAAGAAAGCUGCCAAAAACGUCUUUUCAUAGAUUUUGGAAAAUAAUUCAUCAUAUCGCACGGGUUUUGGGGGAUUCUAAGGAGUUUUGUUGUCUCGUUCCUAUGUAUACAUAUCCUAAUAUUUUACUGCUAACCUUUUUGCGACUGAUUGUUUUAUCAAAUUCUAAGAGCAUAAGUAGUUGUGGACAAAUUCGAUCAGGGAAAAAAAACAAGCAAAAUUUGAAGAAGCAACCUGGGUAAACUUGCCUGUAUUUAAAAAACAUGGAACAAAAGGUAAUUGAAAAAGCUUAAGCAUCACAAUCUUUUAUUUUUAUACAAUUUAGUGUAGUUUCAAAAUAGAAAUUGAUUGAAAUAGUUUAUCCCUAUCCACCUUCCAUAAAAGUAAUACUACAAGUUACCCAAGUAGCAAACAUUGUUCUAGUACUGAAUUUAUUAGCUCUUCUCGCAACGAUUAUGCGAUUGGAAAAGCGCACUUUUCUUGUAUGAUGUGCAACAAGUUUCUUGUUUCAUAUGUUUCACAACAGUAAU